Aethina tumida (small hive beetle) is the source of this 1123-nucleotide messenger RNA. RefSeq lists its product as uncharacterized. The transcript has 2 exons. The record is from RefSeq and is a predicted model, not a curated record. Lineage: Eukaryota; Metazoa; Arthropoda; Insecta; Coleoptera; Nitidulidae. Bases 214 to 972 code for a protein of 252 amino acids.
UUCAUUCACUAUGUAUAUUUCAUAUUCUGAAAUAUACCCGUGGUUGCCUAGUACGGACUGGCGCCCUCUAUGUGUAGAUGGCGCAUGUAAGAGUAAUGAGUAAUGUGUGUUGCCUAGAUGUUACUUAUGCAUGAGGCCGCCACUGCGUGAAUUGUGUUUACAUUGUUCCGUUUAAAGAUACUCCAACAAACAAUUCAACAAAUUUGAUAAGCUAUGGACCCACAAACCACCGAUACACAACCAAAAACUAAACAGAAACCAGAUUACGACGAUUCAGUUGACAUAAAAAAAAUGAAACAGGGAAUGUCGUAUUCGAAAAAAGAAAAGACUAUUAUAUUAAACGUAUUCAAAUAUUUUCGUGCGGAAUAUUCGGACAAAUGUGUUACGGAAAUUGUCCGUAGGACGUCCAGAGCAACUGGGUGCAGCGAGAAGAGUAUAUUCAUGUUCAGAAAGGAGGAGAAGACAGGAUUCAAAGAACCAAGCAAAACGAAAAUAAGGAAGAACAUAAACAUCAACAGUCGUUUCAUAAAAUAUGACGAGACGGUCAGGCAAUCAAUCAGAAAGAUAAUCUAUGAUUUGAAGUACAAGAACAUAGUUCCUAGUCUCAAUACCAUAUUGAAAAGUGUUAAUGGUGAUGAAAGUCUGCCAGAUUUUAGUCUGAUGACUUUGAGGAGGUUGCUGUUCGAUAUGGGAUUUUACUAUGAGAAAGAUGGCAGGAAAUCCAUACUCAUGGAGAAUAAUCCACAACAAGCUAAACCAACUGAAUGUUUAAUAAACAAUGAGCAAUCAAAGCCUGACUCACAAUUACCACAACCAAACCACAUGUUGAAUCAUAUACCACAACUUCCGGUGCAACAUGAUAUCCAUAAUCCACAUAUGAGAAUGCCAAAUCAAAUUAUUCAAUAUCAAAAUGUUCAAAACAUGGACAUUAGGCCUAGCUAUCACAUUAUGCAACAAGGGAUUUAUUCUUAAAAUGUUAAUUGUGGAUUAUUUAUUAAGGAAGAUGCCAAAACCUACAGAUUUUUGACAAUAAUAUAAGAAUAUUUUAUACAACUUUUUGUAUAAUCAGUAUUUUGUUUAAAUUGUAUUGUUCUAUAUUAACAAUACAUUUGUAAAUUAAUGA